This is a messenger RNA of Penicillium atrosanguineum, 2115 nucleotides long. Its product is annotated as putative C6 transcription factor. Lineage: Eukaryota; Fungi; Ascomycota; Eurotiomycetes; Eurotiales; Aspergillaceae. The transcript has 4 exons. Gene Ontology annotation, biological process: DNA-templated transcription; positive regulation of transcription from RNA polymerase II promoter by galactose. Gene Ontology annotation, cellular component: nucleus. Gene Ontology annotation, molecular function: RNA polymerase II cis-regulatory region sequence-specific DNA binding; zinc ion binding; DNA-binding transcription factor activity, RNA polymerase II-specific. The record is from RefSeq and is a predicted model, not a curated record. The coding region runs from base 1 to 2115 and encodes 704 amino acids.
AUGGACUUGCAGUUGGAAUGGGAGAACGCAGCCUCGGCGGAGGAUAUACCGGAUGACCGAUCGCGUAAGAAACGACGAAAGUACAUUGCUCGAGCUUGCAACGAAUGCAAGCGCCGCAAAAUCAAGUGCAAUGGUCAAACACCGUGUCAUCGUUGCGGGAGGCAGCACAUCGACUGCGUUUACGUGGAAAACCCCCGCCGCGACAGCGUCGGCGAACAAGAGAAUUUUGAGCGACUCUUUGACCAAAUGAAGUUGAUGCAGGAUCAAAUCCUCUCACUGUCGGCGGCUGUGCGGUCAAUGGCGAAUAGCGACAGCUCGCCAGUAGGCCGGUCAAGUGUCGUCGGUCCAGCAGGCGGGUCGUACGGGAUGUUGCCAACGCAGCGGUCGCUACGACGAGUGUCCACGAGGGCGACGCCCUUUCAGGGCCCAACCACGUCGGCAUUUAGCUUUGAUCUGGCCAAAUCCAGCCUGCAGCAACGAGGGAUCGUUGAGCGCAAUGAAGCCGGUGACGAGGAUCUGACCCAGGAGCCAUCGCCACUCGCUUCACCGUCUGCUCCACAUCACGACUCGGAAGUCCGCCAAGCGGUUGAUCCGCUUUGGGCCCUUCCCAAAACCGAGGCUUUGCGCCUUUGUCAGGUAUACGAGGAGGAGAUGGGGAUCAUGUAUCCGGUGCUGGAGCUUCCAGAGCUUUUGGAUCAGGUCGAGUUUCUUUAUGGCAUGAUGGAUCAUUCAGUCAGCCCGGAGGCCCAAAUUCGACAGCGGAAUGCACUGGAUCGGGAAGAUGUAUACAUUCUUCGAUUAGUUUUUGCAUGUGCCUUGACGGCGGAAGCCAGCGGUCGCAGUGAGCAAGCCAUCGCAUUGUUCGACAGUGUUCGCGAAGUUCAGGACAACUGUGUUUGGGGACCACCCGAGAUCAAGAGCAUCAUUUUUCUCACACUGGUAUCGAUCUUUUAUUUUCAAAUGGACGAAGAGACACUUGCCUGGCGAACCAUCGGGAUCGUGGAGCGCAUGUGUUUGGAGAAAGGUCUUCAUCGACGCGAAACACUAAGUCAACCAGCUAUCGUGGCCGGAGACAAGGAGCGAAUUCUACGACUCUUCUGGUCAAUUUACGUACUUGACAUGCGCUGGAGUUUUGGAACGGGGAUGCCAUUCGCCCUGGAGGACUCGGACAUCGACCCCUGGUUGCCCGAGCCAGAGCAGAAAACCCCAUAUCUGCGGGUCAUGAUUCGCUACAGCCGAAUAGCAGCUAAGGUCUGGAAAUUCAUCUCAGCUUUCAACAACACAAAUGAAAUUAAAAAGGAUGAAAUGAACUAUUUGGAUUGGCAGGUGCUGCGCUGGGUACGUGACAUUCCCGAUGAAUUACGCCUGGAUCACAAUAGCACACCCGAGUAUGGUGACAGCGCAGAAGGUCCACGAAGCCUCCGGCGCCUUCGUGGGCUUCUGUAUCUACGCGCAAACCAGCUUCGUAUGCUCAUUUAUCGCCCCGUUCUGCAUACCGCCGGGCACAUUGCCCGGUAUCCGGCCGAGUCGGAGACGGUCGUCAGCCUCGCCAAGGACACGAUCCGCUUCAUCACCCGACUCAACGAGACCUCGGACAUCUAUCAACUCCAGCAGGUGGCCUUCAACUGGUUCCUGGUAUCUGCACUGGCAGUCCUGUUCCUUGCUGUGUCUCAGGCCCCGUCCCAGUUCAGUGGAUCGUGCAAGGAGGAAUUCUACUGGGCAUUGGAGCUAGUCAAGGGAUUCUCAACCAAGUCAUAUAUCUCUCGACGCCUCUGGAAAUCGAUCCGAAGUCUUCGCAAGCUUGGCCCCGAAUUGGGACUAGGAGUUCAGAAACUCCGGCCAGCCGUGGAGCCCUCAGAGCCGGGGCCCUCCCGCCCACAGGGAUCGCUUCUUCCCGCGACAGGUUCCAGCCAAACUCCAUUAGACGGAGCACAGAUGACACAAGAGCUAAUGGGAUGGUUCGAAGCAGUUGGGAACUUGGAAGAUCAGAUCAUGGGAAUCGGGAAAGAUAUGGGUCCGGUGCCGGAUGAAAUCCCCUGGCAACAACUGCCUAACGGAGGCUUUACGUUUGACUACGGAGGAGAAUUAUCAAGUGUGAUGAAGGACUGCUUCUAA